AGUGAGCUACUGCUUUCAUCAUCCACUGCUAACUUUUAUUCAUAUCUCAUUUUCUUUUUCUCGUUUGUACCGUGUUUCGUGUCAUUUUGGUAUUGUUGCUUUUUGUCGUGUCGCCCGCCUUUCGGCACCAGCUGAGUUUUAUUUUUGGCAUAAGUAUCUCAAUCUUUUACUUUUUGAAAUUGAGACCAACACACUUGAAAAACGACCAUGUCUGCUGACCCCGACGACAUUCAAUUCUCUUCCUCGGGCGAAGAGGAGCGCUCUACCGUCGGAGGAUCAGCAGCAGCAGCGCCAUUAGAGGCAAAUAAUGCCACCAACGACCUGGAAGGAACAAUGGACAGCAGCGAGCUGCAUGAUUCCACAGUGCAACAACUCAAUGACGAUCCCGACGAGCCCAGUAAUCUGGAGCCAGACGAUUUUCUCUUCGAGCACGCGCAACAACCUGGCGAUAAUUUGUCGGCAAAUACAACAGCACAGGCCAACAAGAUGAGAACAAAUAGCACUACUUCUCCGUCGAAAGUAGACCCCACCACCCGGUUCCGUUUCCUGAAAACCCCGCACCAGCUGAACAAAUUGAUAAAACAAACCUCGCACCACGUCCGCGAGGUCGCGCACAUCCAGCAUGUCUAUGAAUUGCAAAAGUAACGUACUAGUAUAAAUUGCAAUACAAAUUGGCUCAGCAUUACAAAUUGAAUUUGUUGUAAUGCGGAUUUGCCUUGGGAACUAGAUUUGUAAUGCAUAAAUGCAAUUAGUACGAGUACGAUACUUUUGCACAGGAUAAUGUCGCGCAGCGGCACUACAUGGAAUCGACGUAUCUCCAAGCCGCUUUUCGACCCCAUAGCCUAUCAACUGCAAAAAUGUCUGGGUCUAGAAACUUGUGAUGCUAAAAUGUGACUGGUGGGCGGACUGCAAUACGCAGCCAAGCAUGACAAAUUUUUCAACUACUACUGUGUUUCGUUUUCCGCAUGGCAAAUUGCGUUUCUGCAUGACAGGCAAGAGGCCAUUUUCCUGCUCAUGCAUUACAGAUUUAUGAGUCAUGCCAGACAAGCAUGACAAAGUUGCAUUCUUCCAGACCCAGACAUAUUUGCAUUUGAUAGAGCCACAUCCCGGACAACGUGACCGCAUUAGCGGCCGGGUUUUGUCAGCUGUUUGACUCGAAUUACUUGACGUUCCCGGGAAGGAAGUCCCUGCAGGUAGAAGUGGAGCGAGCGGUGUUUAAAGUAACAAGCAAACCGGCUUUGUCAACAUCUUCGGCGGCUGCAACGCAGGAGCAAACGACCGACGGCGGGGAGCAGACCACGACAUCUACACGAAACAACAGCACCAGCAGCAGCAGCAGUAGCCGCCGUCAGAUCAACUACGCCUCUAUGAAGCCCGGGGUUACUUUCGUAGAUUUUGUGGAAAUAUCCUGUGCAAAAGUAUAGUACUCGUAGUAAUUCUAAUUGCAAUCAUGCAUUACAAGUCUUGUUUCCAAGGCAAAUCUGCAUUACAAAUUUUAUUUCUCAUGCUGAGGAAAUUAUGCAUUUAAUAUACGAGUACGAUACUUUUGCAGUUGAUAGGAAAACAUCUACAACUUUUUCAACAACCGGCCGGCUGUUUAUCAAUUGCAAAAAUGUCUGGGUCUGGAAGAUUGCAGCUUGUCAUGCUGUUUUUGGACUCGAAAAAAAUUUGUAUUGCAUGACCAGCAAGAGGGGUGGAAUUUGUGCUACACGGACAGGGCAUUUCUCAUGCGGAAGGUGCAUCUGGAAGCCGUCUAAAAGUCUGCGAUGCUAGGUCAUGCAUUACAGGCAUCCUGGGUCAUGAGAAAUAUGCAUGACAGAUCUUGCAUUCUUCCAGACCCAGACAUUUUUGCAUUUGAUACUAUUCAAGGGGGCCCGAUCUUACUCCAGACCGGGACGAGAGAGAGCGACAAGCAAAGGUUGAGUAGGAGUGACGCGGAACUGUUGUUCUACGAGAUUUUGAACCCAGUUACGGUCACGGAUACGAACAUUCUUUUCUGGCUACAGCCGGAAAAUCACAUACCGCUGGUGUUUUCAUCUACUUCUUCCGGAGGUGCAUCUGCUGGCAACGGGGUAGAGGGCAAGAAAUCGAAAUUUCAGAUCGACGCGAAAGACCUUGUGGUCCAGAGGACUCCUGCGGUACCAUCACCGCCCGAAAUGAAGCAAAAGCUGCAAGAACGAUUAUCCUUCAACAACACUACCACCCCGAAACUAUACCUGACCCGCGACCGUUUCCGGCGGUUCAUAUCCACAACGAAUCGAAAUCUCCGGGAUGCUUGUCGUUUAUGGGAGUGUCAGGAUUGAAAUCGACAAAGUUAAAAUGAUUUGUCAUGCAAAAAAUGCAAUCCACAAAAUGCCUGUCUUGCAGAGUAGACAAGUGAGGCAGAUUAGAAGCCUGUUGAGAAGUAGAAAUGCAUAGAGCUGCUAAAGUAGCAUGACAAAAAGUGUCUUCCUUCCCCAAACAGCAUGACAAACUGGAUUUGGGUUCUAUCCAAAUUUGCCAUGCGCCACUUGAAAAUUGGGCGCCAACUGCUAUCCGUUUUAUGCAUUACAGAUUAUUUCAACUUAGUCGAUUUCGAUUCUGACGCUUCCAUACCGUUCUCAACUCCGCCACGAGUACGAUGGUUUAGAGGGGAUUUUGAACCUUUUAGUGCGGAUAUCGCAAGAAAAAACUGUUUCACUGGGAACUUGUGAUGCAGAAAAUGGAACACAGAACUAUUUGUCUUGCUGCACCUACAAGGCAUUGGAUUUUCAAGCGUAUUUUCCCUUGGGAAGAGCGCAUGACAGAUUUUCAGUGUCAUGUGUGUCAAACUUGUGAUGCAGAUCUUGCAAAUAUAUCAUCACAGAGAAGCAGUUUUUUCGUGGGAUAGCGGAAAUACGGUUCUUUGAGCUCUGCUUGGCGGAACUUGUUUGACAGGGAAUGCAAGGGGAUUGGGAUUAAUUGGGCUUUGUUCCGAUCGAAAAUGGCGAUGAUUACGGAAAAAAACGUCCGGUUUAUUUGGGAUUUCCUCAUGCCGGACCCGGUGAAAGUGACGGAUAACCGGUUCAGUAACCAGCAAUUACUCACUUUAGAAUCGUUUGAUCAACAGUCGUUUCAGUUGAUAGAAGACUUGGGAAGACUCGUUUUCAAAAACUAUCUAACCGCAGAGCAGUGCUGGUACGAGUACGAUCUGAACGAGAAGAACCAAAUCGACAAACUCCAGUUCGAGAACCUCUGCUCGGAUUUGGGUCUACACUCCGAUUGCUGGGUGGAAUUGUGGCUGCAGCUGUCGGAUUCUUUUACGAGUCACUCCGUGAUUGUAAAACCGACCUUUUGCAGUAUUUUGACCAACUACUACUUCAAGAACCCGAACAGUUCCACGAGUAACAUUACCGACGAGGAGAUCGGGCUGCACUUCUGCAAGUGGGUGAAGUACUGCUACGGAAACCCGUAUAACCUCUGGAAAUCCAUCACGGGGAAACACGGGAAAAAGCAGGAAUUUGUUUGUUCAUCUGAGCAGUUGCAGCGGGAGUUAAGCUUGCGAGGUUACGAAAACCCGGUGAGAGUCGUGAAGAUGCUGGCUAGCCGGGAAAAGGCCCAUUUGCAGUUUCGAAGAUUAUCGGAAUUGUUGCUGAAGAAGGACUAUUAAGUGCAAAUAUGUCUGGGUCUGGCUCUGGAAGAAUGCAACUUGUUGUGAUGCUGCAUUUGGAUUCCAAAAAAAUCUGUAUUGCAUGAGCAGCAUCGAAAGGAAUCUAAUUUUUGCUACGCGGAGAGGGCAUUUGUCAUGCGGAAUAGGCAUUAACAAGAUCAAGAAGCCCUCAAAAAAUCGGUGUUGUUUAGGUCAUGCAUCACAGACAUCAUGGCAGCUCAUGCAAAACGUGCGUGACAAGUGUAGAUACUUAGUAUAAAAGGGUCUUAACGCAAAGAAGGGCAGUCCAAUGGGGCUUUUUGUAUAUGGGGUCCACCCAUCGCCGUUUAGCGAAGUAAGCAACUCGAUGGCUAACUGACCCCGCCCCAUUUAGUUGGCCGCUAUGCGGGGCGUUUUGUAAAAACUGGAGGACUUCUUCGCCCGUCUCCGGGUGGCGUGCCCGGGGUUCAGUAUGAAUGAACUUGCCCGGGAAAAUAACACGCAGCGGGGCAAUCGGGCUGAUCCGUAAGCCAGUCGAGGCAUGCCCUUUCUCCGCGUCGUCAUAUGUGGUUAUUGGGUUCUGUUGGCAUGUGUCAGGGGGUUCCUGCCUUUGGCAAUUCCCGGCUCCUCCCAGUCCCAUAGAUGCGCUUCGAUGAUUGCCGCCGGGGACAUUUGUGUGCGGUCAGCUGGAUGGCUGUGACCUGGCUGGUCUUGUGAACGCAGCUGGAUGUGAUUGUGACCUGGCUCUUCUUCGAUGGGCAGGCGGAUGGCCGUGACCUGUCUCGCCCUCCCAUCAAAGCACCUAUUCCGUAGCUUGCUCCUAGGCGUUGGUUGCCAGGCCCGCGAAUGACAGACUCCAAGGCAGCCGGAUGGUUAUAGAGGGCUUCCUCGUCGAUCGAUUGUGCCACUAGGGCCUUGCGUUCCGGCUUCUCCAGCUCGCAAUCGUCACCCAGGGCCAGCCGUUGCGCCAGGGGCCUUAUCGAAUGCCUAGAAAAAUUUUGUGUUGGCGUUUUUCGCGCUGCGCCGCUUUCCCAGGUUGCAGGAGGACACUUCUGGGGCCGUUUCCCCGUUUCUGGUGGCGCCCCGCUUUUCAUGUUUUGUGUUCUGUGGCGUAGGGGCUGAGAUGGCAGGCCCGCCUGCUUCUUGUAGCGUUUGGCCCUGACCUGUUAUUGUUAUCUUUGCCGCCGCCCGCUCAGGCCUUGGUCGUUUGCUGUCGUUUCUUUCUUAUCCGGCACCGUCGGUCCCUGUGUGUGAAAAUGGAGCUUGUUUUUCUGUCAGGGACGCUUCCGUUGUGUUGCCCAUUGUAUUGUCUCGCGGGACAAUACGAUUGGAAAUCCCGAUGGACAUGUAAUAGACGGGUGAAGGGCGCAUGGGUUGUCAGGACCGGACCGCUACACCCUAGUCGCUGAGAGAGGCCGGGCGAUGUUGUUGUCAUCUCCUCCUGACAUGACAACAACAGAACGGGCUCCGCGUCGGAGACCAGCUUACAAACGGCGACCCCCGGUACCGUCCUCGCACGAUAACGAGACCAGGACGAAGCCAAAACGAUGAAGCCAGUCGGGCAGCUUUUACAAGGGCCCACCUCUGGCAACGCAAAACGCCGGCAAGCUUUCCCAUAGUGGUCGGCCGAGACGUUUACAGGGCCCCCAGUGUGUGGGAUUUCUGCUGCAAGUAAGUGGGGGCGCCAUUUGUGUUGUGCGCUCUGCGGGCCCGGGCGCAUCGCGUUAAGCUAGCAUAGGGAAGAGCCGGCGACGCAGCGUGCCGCCGGGCUCAAUUUUUGAGCCGCAUGGCACUACAACAAACGCAGAAAGCCCCGGCCGUCGCAGCGUUUUGCGCUUCCCACAUGCCCAGGGGGCGCCGCCUUCGUCUUUCCUGUCUGCGGCUACUAUGCGAAGCCCCAGCGUUCCGCGCAGUGCCUGCCAUAUUCAAAUGGUCACGCUGUGGCCGCACUCUGGCCCAUUAGAUAUUUGCACGCGACCACCCCAGGCCGGCAUUGCCGGAAAACCGAAGCCAAUCAAAACGAGGCCAAAACGAAGCCAAAGGGAAAAAAAGCCGAGGCCAAAACGAAGCCAAAAAGAGGCCAAAACGAGGCCACGCAGGCGCGUCUCGUGUCUGGAAGGGGAACGCGAAAAAUUUUGCAUUUUUGCCGUCGCCCGGCUCGCGCUGCCGUGCCGUCGUGGAAGCGACGCCAAAACGAGGCCCAGACGAGGCCAAAACGAGGCCCAGCGAUCUAAUUCUGGGCUUGCCUUUCCGGCGAAAAGUUGCAAUGGGUGGCCGCUUUUUUUCCGGGUGGCUUUGGCUUCGUUUUGGUUCCGUUUUGGCCUCGUUCCGGUUUCGUUUAUUUUGGCCUGCGCCCUUUCGGAUCGUUCUGGCCCUCUAUCUGCAGCAGAGGCAUGGGCCCAACCUGCGCCAGCAGGCGCGCGGGCCUUUCUUAUUUUGGACAACAGAACGGGCUCCGCGUCGGAGACCAGCGAUGAGGUCUCCAUAAGUCCCUUCGUAGUGGAGGGCCUUGUGUUCCGGCUCCUCCAGCUCGCAAUCGAUGGGGGGCGGGACCUGCACCGGCGACAGGCGCUACCCAACCAACCAACCAACCAACCAAGUCUCAGAAUCUUCCAGAACCAGACCCAGACAUAUUUGCAUUCGAUAAGGACGCGAAAGAGCAAAGCGAGGCCUUUCUUCCAGAUGAACAGCAAGAACCGGUAGAGGAUCCCCUCUUAGUAUGCUUAAAUUUAGCGGAGCGGCCGCGGGCUGACAAAAACAGUACAACCCCGCCAGGAGCAGGAGCAUUGAUGUCUGGGGUGGUGAAGAACAAGCAGAUGUUGAGCGGGCAAGAAGAAAAGCAAAAGACGCGAGAUGCAGCUACUUCUGCAGGCACAACUGCACGACCAUCUUCGCACACCAUCAUCCUAACCGGCCUCGCCCUCGUCGAGUUCUACAAUUCUGUGAUGCUGAUCUGCCCGCUGCUGAAUCACCCGCAGGACCGGAAAUUCCUGAAUUAUUUCGACGGAAGCGAGAAAUCGUCCCAGCUCGCGCGACUGUCGCAACAAACGGUUCGGUCGUCGAAUUUUUACCACUCCAGCCACGCGGACGAAUUGCAAAAGAUCCAGAACUAUCAAAUGUAAAAAUGUCUGGGUCUGGAAGAAUCCGAACUUGUGAUGCACAUUUCAGAACACAGAAAAAUCUCUCAUGCAUGGGUAGCAAAAGCUGCCCACUUUCUGUCACCAAAGUGGGGGAUUUGUCAUGCGGAUUCGACAUUGCGGAAGCUUCUCGAAACCUGUAAUGCUAGAGCUUCCAUGCCAGACCUUCUGUGUCAUGCAAAAACAGCAUGACUCCCACUCUUCCAGACCCAGACAUAUCUGCAUUCCAUAAGAACCAGGUGGUUUUCGAAUUCGGCCGAUGGAUGAACGAUUCGUAUGGGAGGAAUUGGCAGGAUUUGCGGGAGUAUUUCCACUCCUUUUUUCUCAGUUCGAAUAAAACAUCCGCGGCCAGUCCGUCGGAUGCAAAAGUAGGGAUGACAAGUAGUGCGGUGGCGUCGGCUUCAAAAGCUGCUCUCCAUUCGACCGGGGAUUCCAACGCGAACAAGAAUAGCAACAAACUCCCAAAACAUCUUUUCAUCCGCUGGUUGAAACUGAACAAGUACUCCGGUUCCUGCGAACUGGUUUUCCGGUUUAUGGUGACCAGUUAUUUCCCCGCAGCGGUGCACGGACAGGAGGACAGCUCGUAUUUGGAUUGCGGCCAGAAAAUCUACCACCCUUAUUGGGGAUUGGAAGAUGUUUUGCACUUGGAGCGGUUCUGCAAGUUAUCAAAUGUAAAAAUGUCUGGGUCUGGAAGAAUGCAACUUGUCAUGCUAAAUCUGCAGCAUGCAAAAUUCUGUGUUGCAUGAUUACCAAAAGUCGUCCAGUUUUGGCCAAGUCUGGAGGUAGUUUGUCAUGCAGGAUAGGCAUUAGAUUUAGAAAGGUCUCGCAGAAUCUGUCGUGCUAGGUCCUGCAUUCCAGACCUCAUGGGUCAUGGAAAAGCAGCAUGACAAGUCGCGCAUUCUUCCAGACCCAGACAUUUUUGCAUUUCAUACAAGUUGAAACGGAAUAACAACUACUUGAACAGCGCGAACGCGGGGAUGGAAAAUAAUGCUUUGACGAACACCAGCCACUUCCUCCUCGAAGCCUAUCCAGGUGCGUUAGACCACGAGGUGCACAGCUUUCUCUCUUUAUUACUUCGGAAAUACGGCUCUUUAGGUUUGAUCUGGCGACACUUGUUCAGAAACGGGAAAACCGUGGUACCGAGAAAAACGAAUGGGUCGAACUUGUUAGCCGGGUGUGACACGGUCGGGUUUUUGCCGUUUUCGAGGGCGACGCGGGAGUUUCAUGAUAAGAUUAACAUCAGCCGGGUGUACGAGACGUUGAUCUUCUUCACACAUACGACGAAACUAGAUCUGACGAUUGAUUUAACCGCGGCGAGUCAUCUGUUGCAGAAGGAACUGGAUUGCAACCAGUAUGGUACUACUUCUGCGAAGAACUUCUACGCAGGAGGUGACUCAACAUUGGAAGACACUGUCACUGGAGCGGUCCCCGAGAUGAACAACCCUAUCGCCUCGAUCCGAAAGAAAUUAUGAACUGCAAAAGUAUCGUACUCGUAUAAAUGCAUGACAAAUUUUCUCAGCAUGAGAAAUAGAAUUUGUCAUGCGGAUCUACGUUAAGAAAAAGAUUUGUAAUGCAUGACUGCAAGAAUUACUACGAGUGCGAUACUUUUGCACAGGAUAGAAAUUGUUGACGAAAAACCGGUCAGAUUGGCAGCAGUUUUCGCGGUAUGCAUUGCAAAUAUAUCUGGGUCGGGCUUUAAGAGCAACUUGUGAUGCUGCCUUUGGAUUCUAAAAAAAUUUGCAUUGCAUGAAGAGCAAGAGGACUCCACUUGUUGCUAGUCCGCGGAGAGGGCAUUCGUCAUGCCUGAUAGGCAUCAAGAAGCCCUCAAAAAAUCUGUGAUGCUAGGACAUGCAUCACAGACAUCAUGGGCCAUGAUACAAAAUGUGCAUGACAAACCUUGCACUUUCCCAGUGACCCAGACAUGUUUGCGCUUGAUACGCGAGACUUCAUUAACGAGAACCCCCUGACCUACAAAUCCUGGAAUCCGCACGGGGACUGUUGUUUAGGUCUGUUCACGCGGCAACUAUGGCUACUUUACGGAGGGAAUUUGGAAAAAGCGAUUCACAGCAUCAGCCCCUCGACCGGGAACGUUUCGAUGGAGCAGUUUUUCCUCCUCUGCAUCGAGCUGUUCGGCCCGGCGAUCGUGGAUAGUGUGUACGUUUUGGAAUUUUUGGUAAACCAGGUUUUGUCGACGCAAAUUUUGUCCGACGAUAGUCCAGAGGCGGUUGUGACGCACGACACGAAGUUCUGGGAAGCGUUGCAGGCAAAAAUGCCGGUGAGUGUUGAGGAGGGGAGGGAAUUAUGCGAGUAUUUGAGUUACGACGGGAUUUAUGAUCCACAGGCUGCAGAAGGAGGCUCUACUCAUGGUGGACAACAGCAGCAGGAUUAUACAAUUUCUUCUAAAAAGAAGCCGUUCGACCCGUUUUGCGUGGGUGUGAACAAGAAAAGCCUGGAACUUUACGGCGAGCUUCUCGCAGCCGCGGAGAAAGCAAAAGCGGAAAAGGAAGCGGAAAAAGCAAAAGCCGCGAAGCAAGCUGAACCUAUCCUUUCCCCCGAAGAACAGGCGAAAAGGGAUGCGAUUAGAGAAACGCGGCUCCAAACCUUCGUCGCGCCUAUGCGUGCGAAGCGCAUGGCGCAGCGGUGGCGGAAGAGCGUGGUGCAACGGAAAAAGGAACGGCAGGUGGAGGGCAUGGCCGGGCUGUUCGAAGAAAGUGCGCUGGAGGGAUCGGCGAACGCUGUUGCGGUGUCGCACGACAGCGUUGGUGGGGACUCGUUGAGUGACUUUUCGAACCCGGUGGUGAUGUCAACAAAGACAGGCGAAGCCAUAGCAAGCGCCGCAUCUUCACCAGGGAUUGUCGACGAAACACCAUCCGCUUCUCCGGUUGAUGAUAAUUUUUUAGCCGGUCCUCGUGCAGUCAAUGCUUCGAGUGCGAGUGGUCUCUCCGCAGCCAGUCCCGCUUGGCAAAACGCCAUGGACGGUGUCGUGGACGAGCUAGGGUCUCCGGCCGGUAUUGAAGAAAAGGGCACAAUCGACGAAGUAGAAGACGAACAAGACCCUUUCGGUGCUAUGGCGUUUUACCCUGAUGAAGGUAGUGGAGAGACUGAAGGGAACAUCAAUCCGAGUCCAAGUGAUACCGAAUUGAGCCCAGGUGUAGAUGAUCCGCUUCUGGGCAACGCCACCGUGGGCGCGGCGACUACGAACCUGGAGCAAACUGCCUUGCCCGAUGAACUUGGAUUAGAGCUUGAUGACGAGCUAGGACUCGGUUUACCAGAGGACGAAGCGGGUGAUGCGGCUGGUAAAGCUGCUGCUGGUGCACAACUCGGAAUGCCAGACGAUGAGGAGUUAACACCUUCACCAGGUAUACUACUACCUGAAGGAGAAGCGCCCCAUCCUGAGAGCGUGCAACCAGUGAGUCCAGCGUUCACGGCAGCCGCAGGAGAUCAUGACAACUAUGACCAAGAAACCGAGCGGGCCACCUACACGGAAGGCCAAGGCGCGGCCGGAACCACAGGCCCGCACUUUUCCAAUCUCAACACGAAAAAAUACCAGUCCCUCUCCAACGACUUUGUGCGGUUUUUGCUCACCGAGACGAGCCGGCUAGACAAAAAGAAAGCCAUUGCGCAGCUCUCCCACUACUGCAAUUUUGGAUCACCGCUGUACUUGAAAGUGGGGCAGCAGCAACACGCCAUAAGAACUGGUAAAAACAACUACACCAGAAAUAAUUCGGACCACGAAAACGAUCUACAACUUGGAGAAGGUGACUCAACAUCUCCGGAGCAAAAAAAAUUGAAGCAACAGCUUCUUCUCUCCCAGCACGCGUACAACUUAUCGGACAAAACCCUACAAAAUUACGGCUUCAAGAACUUAGCAGUCACUGCGGAAAAAAUGUGCCAGUCUGCGGGGAUCAUCCCAACGUCGACCUCCCGCCCGAGCAUCGGAAGACUUCCGGCUGCUAACACGGAGGUUGUUCAUCACGAUUUGUUUACCGAUUUCUCCCCCGAGGAGAAGGAGCUUGGGAAGAAACUUUUCCGGAAAAAUAGAAAAGAAAACGCGAACAACUCCUCUUCGAAUCUGUCGAAAGCGUUGACGCAUCUACCAUUGGCGGAAUGGGUGAAGAGGGUGAAUAGUGCUGCUGGUGGGGACCACGAACAAAAAGAUGCGACGGCAGGAGUUGUUACCUCUGGUGCUGCAGCUACACAACCGCUAGACAACCAAAAUCUCCGCCUGAAUUGGGAAGAUCUCCUCCUGGAAGUCUUCCUCACUUUAAGGCCGACUUUGUUGUCUGAAAAGGCGUUUCUUCAAUCCCUAACCGUCGAACACUUUCAAUUCCUGAACAACUACUUCCCGACCAUGCGACCGGACUACUACACCAACGAGGAUUUCUUGCUGCAUUUCGCACGGCAUCUAGUCUUCGAACACGGCGUGAAGAAAAUUUUUCAACAGUUCGAUAGCCCACAAAACGAAGAAGCCGAGGAGAAACAAGAAGAGUGGAACACGACAGAGGUGCUGAACCAACAUGCGACGUUGAUUCGACUCUGGGACGAUUUGGAAGACUCUGUGAAAUUAUAUGAAAGUGAGAAGGAGCAACGGGCGAAGAGACGGAAAAUUAUGAAGUUCAUGGAGGGAAGCCUUGGAGGUGUUGGGAAAAUAAAAGCCAACAACUCUAGCACAUUCGGCGGAUUGGCUUUCUACAACGAGCCUACAGAGGACGACGAGAACUUUAUGCGAGACGGUGUCCCUGUCGCUGCCGUAUCCGCUUCACUCCAAAUCCCGAAAUUACGAGGCGGGGCGAGGACAGAUGCCUCCUCUUCUGCAGAUAAUUCCUCAUCCGCUCAAGGCGAGGCUGAGGACAAUACCUCCGGGACGCAAAGGAGCAAUACAAAUGAGCAGAGCACCGCGAGGAGUAGUUCAUCCGCCGCGAGUUCUGGGACGUCGAGCGGGUCUUCCUCCUCCUCUGCGGCGUCUUCCAGUGCAUCUGGAACGACUUCUGUGACAGCGUCGAAUACAACGACUUCGGGGUCGCCAACCGCUUCUACCUCUAAAACCAGCACUAACAAGCUAUCCAACACGACCUACGAUAGCAUACCGACGAGACAGUUCAAAAACACAAGCAAGAUCAAGCCCGAGGGAGAAGCAGGAGGACCUACAACACAAGACGAUAGCAUACCGACAAGAACGAAGAAGGUCGCAGGAACAUCAACUUCUUCGUUCCUCGCGAAUAGGGCAGCUGCUGCCGUGUCAAAACUGAAUAGAAUCUCCGUCGAUUUCCGGCAAUUUUCGACGAUUUUGAAGGCCUUCCAGCUGAAGACGGACUUUGUCCGGCUGUUUUUGAUCCUGUUUCACGUGGAAAAAUUCGGGAAAGUCCCGAGUUUGGAGGAUUUGUUUCUGGAAAAAGAUGUGAACUCCGCGAUGCUGGGAGCCGGAACGACCGCAGGAGGAGCUGCAUCACCAACAACCACACAAUCUCUAGCCGUCGAUCAAAAACUUCUCCAACAACAAGCUGAAAAUAACCGCAACGUCUAUGUCCGCCGGCAGAAGCGGCUGGAUUUGGAGUUUUUGGCAAAGUACAUAUCAACUGUAAAAAUGUCUGGGUCUGGAAUAAACUUGUGAUGCUAAAAUGUGCAUGAUGGAAACACUUCCGAAUGUAGCCCAGCAUGACAACUUUCCGGAGCGCUUUCUCAUAGGCAGUCCGCAUGAGAAACUACGUUUUUGCAUGGCAAAAAUGGCUAUGGCUUUUGUCGGUUAUGCAAUACAGAUUUUCCAGGAAUGUAAAGCUAGCAUUACAAGUUCCAAUUUUCCAGACCCAGACAUUUUUGCAAUCCAUAGUACAUGGCGUAUAACAAGAUAAAAUCCCUGUCCGAGCUGAAAAUCACGCGGUUUGCUUUUGAUUUCGUCAUCGCACGGUACCGCGGAAAAGACCAGUUUCUGAUCGACAGGGAGCAGUUUGACAGGUUGAAGAUCCAGCAAUAUGGGAAAAACGCGGCCGCGAGCAUGAAAACCUUACACAAGAAGAACUCCGCGGUGCAAAGUCAUCACAGUUCGUUUAUUGGGGAACCUGGUAUACUAAAUUACGGUGGGUCGUCGAAUUUGGAACAUGAACAGGUGGAGAAAACUUUGGGCAUUACCCCCGAGCAAAACCCGGCGCGGAAAUUCCCGUACACUCUAAGAAACUCCGCCGGCAAGGGGUCGUACGGCGGGGAUUUUUCCGCUUCCGGGAGUAACAAGGAGAAAAACGAGAACGUGUAUUUGUACCACUUGGUGAACAACAAAAAGCACGCCUGGAAAAAGUUAAAGGAGAUGGUAAAACCCACGCCGCAAAACUCUUCUUCCGAGGGGGUAUCGCAUAAACGAUUCAUCCAGUUCGCGAAAAUCUGCGGGUUCGAAAUCCCGAAGGGGUUGGAUUUGGCGACCGCGGUGGUGACUUUAGGUGGGCGAGGGUGGAAGCCAUUUAUUUCCUCCGACGACAUGACUGUUGUGACACGGGUGUUGGAGCACAAGAAGAUCUCCACCGGGCUGGGACAGGCGAAGACGCACAUGUUCACGCCGCAAAGUCGGACGAAUUUCGCGCAGCAGGCGCAUAAUUAUGGUGCGGAAAAAGAACAACAUCAAAACGAAGUUGUCGAAAGUACAACUUCUAGAACUACCGCGGCAGGUGGUCAACAGCAGCGCCCUCCCUUUAACACUUCCCCGGUGCAGAACGCGCGGGGGACGUUUGUGAAGGCGAAGACGCUGAAUGAGGGCAUGGACCAGAAACAGAUCCGCGAAAACCGGCUGAACUCGUUAAGGGAAAUCCAGAGGAACCUGGAAUCCGCGCGGGCGAGCAGUGUGAUCGACGAGGAAGACGAGGUGGCGAAAAAGUUGCACGGGAACGCGGGCUAUGCACUGCAAAAGUGUAGUCGUACUCGUACUAAUUGCGGCUAUGCAUGACAAAUCUCGUCGUUCCUCUUCCUAAGCGAAAACAGCAUGAGAAAUUUCAUUUGUCAUGCUUAAAGCAAAUUUGUAAUGCAAAUUAUACUACUACCACGAUAGUACUUUUGCAAUGCAUACGUGCCAGCCGUUCUUCAACUUAAACACGCACAGCCAGAAGGAAGCCGGGAGAACGCGGUUAUCAAAUGUAAAAAUGUCUGGGUCUGGAAGAAUGCGCGAUUUGUCAUGCUAGUUUUCCAUGACCCAUGAGGUUUGGAAUGCAGGACCUAGCAUGACAGAUUCUGCGAGACCUUUCUAAUGCCUAUCCUGCAUGAGAAACUACCUCCCGACUUGGUCAAAACUGGACGACUUUUGGUAAUCAUGCAACGCAGAUUUUUGCAUGCUGCAGAUUUAGCAUGACAAGUUGCAAUCUUCCAGACCCAGACAUUUUUACAUUUGAUAGCGGUUCAACGACGGCUAUUUCAGUUACUACGAGUCCAACGCGACGUUUGCGAUGAAGCGGAAAAGGUGAUUUGGGAAUCAGGAUUUUUUGAGUUUUCUGUUCCAGCUUUAUUCUCACUUUUUUGCGAGCAGUUUUUUACAGUCACAAUCGCAUUAAAUAUUUGAUCUACCCAUUUUUGCGAAGUAGACUUCCUUUUGUCUUCAAAGGUUUUUGUACAUACUAUGAUGAUGAACUACUGUAUGGUUUGCUGAAUUUUCAUGUGAUCAAGAACACCAUGCGUGUUGAAUAGCUGCAUGAGAAAAUAAUUCUCGGAACAAGCCGCGGUGCAAGUGCAAUCCGAUCAUUUUGCAAACGUGGUCCUAGUGAUUUUUCGUUCGUGAAAUAAAGCAGCGGUCGGUUAUAUUAAUUCAUUAAGUCCAUGAGAAGCAGAAGCACCAGAACGAUCAGUGGAAAUGUGGUGCUCUGCACUGUAGUCGCCGUCUGUCAUGCUGGCGGACGAUCUUCUUGCUGGUGGAACUACUUCGUCGUUUUGAGAGCAACUAGAAACCAAAUAACAGGACAACAGAAAUUGAAAUUGCUACGACAUCAGACCGAGCACGGGAAACUGACACACGUGGCACAUGUGGGCAGUUUUACUGGUACCGAUCUGUCGCCGAAUUACUGUCGUGUCCAAAGCCGAAUAGUGCCGACGAUAACUACCAGAGCGUACGGAACUACCACGAUAAUAGAGAUGUACAGGGACGCAGGAACAUCUGUCGCGUUUUACUCGAACUCACAGCUGCAAGCUAGUCUUGCGGUUCACUUCAGUCGGCGUGUAAACCCAAGGGCGGGAGGGAAAGAUGUAGAGGGGAAACAAGGCCUCGCUG
Molecule: messenger RNA, 14980 nt
Organism: Amoebophrya sp. A120
Lineage: Eukaryota; Dinophyceae; Syndiniales; Amoebophryaceae
Source: the annotation of a GenBank genome assembly